Messenger RNA from Miniopterus natalensis, 698 nucleotides. The record is from RefSeq and is a predicted model, not a curated record. NCBI's taxonomy places the organism in Eukaryota, Metazoa, Chordata, Mammalia, Chiroptera, Miniopteridae.
AUGGGCAGAGGGACCGACUGGCCAGAGGUCAUGGGCUCCGAGACUGGGUUCUGUGACGGACCUGGAUUAGCAAGGGCCCAGGGCCCCUGCCAGUGCCCAGCCCCGCUGGGAGCCCCGGCCAGCACCACGGACGGCGCCCAGGAAGCCCGAGUGCCCCUGGACGGGGCCUUCUGGAUUCCCCGGCCCCCGGCGGGUUCGCCCAAGGGCUGCUUCGCCUGCGUGUCCAAGCCCCCUGCCCUGCAGGCGCCGGCGGCCCCGGCCCCCGAGCCCUCGGCCUCGCCCCCCAUGGCGCCCACCCUGUUCCCCAUGGAGGCCAAGAGUGGCAAGACGGACAGCGUGCGGGCCGCCGGCGCCCCCCAGGUCUGCAAGCACCUUGCGGAGAAGAAGACCAUGACGAACCCCACGGCGGUCAUCGAGGUCUACCCGGACACGGGCGAGGUGAACGACUACUACCUGUGGUCCAUCUUCAACUUCGUCUACCUCAACUUCUGCUGCCUGGGCUUCAUCGCCCUGGCCUACUCCCUCAAAGUCCGGGACAAGAAGCUGCUCAACGACCUGAACGGAGCCGUGGAAGAUGCCAAGACCGCCAGGCUCUUCAACAUCACCAGCUCCGCCCUGGCCGCCUCCUGCAUCAUCCUGGUCUUCAUCUUCCUGCGGUACCCACUCACCGACUACUGAGGCCCCGCCGCGCAGACGGG